This is a messenger RNA of Lodderomyces oxycetoniae, 3570 nucleotides long. It is a transcript of the gene BUD2, whose product is annotated as Bud2p. The transcript has a single exon. Gene Ontology annotation, molecular function: protein binding. The record is from RefSeq and is a predicted model, not a curated record. NCBI's taxonomy places the organism in Eukaryota, Fungi, Ascomycota, Pichiomycetes, Serinales, Debaryomycetaceae. Gene Ontology annotation, biological process: regulation of GTPase activity. The coding region runs from base 1 to 3570 and encodes 1189 amino acids.
AUGGCUUAUCCGUCCCAGUUCCACAAGAUUGUAUGUCGAAACAAAGGGAGGUUUGAAGGGUCAAACUUUCUCGUGUCCACUGACUCGAUCAGCUGGAUCUAUGUAGCGUCGAUCUCUAUUACUGAGCAUGGACAAUUGUUCACCUCAGAUAACAACAAUAACCAUUAUCUCCUCCUCCCAUCUUUGCAAUCAUGCUAUAUCCAAAUAUGCCCCAAUACAGGUACACCAAAGUCGCCCACACAAACAACGUUCCAGGCUAAACGGAAAGGUGGCAAGGAAAAUGGACCAAUUGAACACACUGAUGAGGAUCCACCCGCGAUUUUCAUCAAGACGUGCGAAAAUGAAAAGUUGUAUAUCCGAGUAGCAUCGAAAAGCAACUUUGGUAAUCUCAUCAGCAGCUUGAUUGUUUGGCAAAACUUGAAGCCGCGCGGGUUGGCCAAGAAAUGGUACAGUCAGAAGAAAGUUGUUGUUGAUGGAGGUAAGCCUCAUGAGUUGUUGGUGUGUCGGUUCAAGAUAUAUGCACCAAUACCAAGCAAGUACAAGAACCUACAUAUCAUCACGGGGCCAAAGGUGCCCGUGUACCAGCCAAAAGUGGACAAGAAGGACGUUCCUGCUACGCCACAGGUUAUUGAGAGCAAUAACAUCAAUGAGGGCUGGUUCUAUGCAAUGGGUGCACUCAACUCCAAUGGGAUUCUCAACUUCAUCAGCGAGUUGGACGGAACCUUGCUCUACUCAAUUGAUAUAAAGAGCAUUUACACAAGUGAAAUACGGGAGAUGCACAACUCGAUAUUCAAUAGCUCAAAUGUGCUCUUUAUAGGACCAUUGAAGGAGUUGCGGUACAACAAUGCUAUUAGAACAACCUCCACCCUUAGUGCGGACCAACUAAUGACAAGCCUCCUAACACGAGAAGGCAAAAACAUCCAGAGUAAUCAGCGUAUAUUCAUCGAGUUUCCCUUGCACAUAGACUUGGAGGACUGGUUUGUUGGUUUAAACUACUUUGCCAGGAGAGAGUACAUUGGAUCGUGCACUUCAGAGUCCAAACCAACAACACCAGAUGAGAGCAACCCCAAUCCGUGCCUUGCAGACUUUAGCCGCGCGCAUUUCAGGGUGUCCAAGAAGAUAUCCAUCGAUAUCAUUGAAGCCAAGUUUGAUGGUAAUUAUAGUGGUGAUGCAAAAGGAGGCAAGAUCUAUGCCGAGGUGCGCAUGUGGGGGUACCCAUGGUCGAGAACUGCAAUGGUUAACCACACGAGCAAUCCGUUUUGGAAAGAACAGUUUCUGACAGAAUUGCCAAUCUCAACGCAAAUGAUCCACAUCUUGAUCAAAAAGUGUACUUUCCAAGAUACUUAUUCUGCGGGCGAUAAGCUUAUUGGUACAGUUUUUGUAACACCAAACAUUCUCACAAAACAGAUCAAAACAAGCACCACCAUUAUGACGGGGGAGCCAGACAACAAAAGUAGUAGUAAUAAUAAUAAUAAUAAUAGUAAUGACGGUAUACAUCUAAGCUCUAUACCAAUAUCCACGAGUUUCAGCAAUAAUAAUGGUACCAGCAGUUUGGAUAUCGUACGGCUAACAAUCUAUGAUCCUAAUAACCUCCCCAUUGGAAAGCUCCUCCUACAAGUUGAGCUCAAGGAGUUCCAUAUUCUUGCAGCGCCGCACUUUAAAAGCCUUGAGUUUUUACUAAAGAACGGACCCAUUGACAAACUCAUCCAACUCUUUAAUGAGAAUAUGGCUGCUUCUGAGUUUGAAAGGAUUAGUGUGAUUCUACUAGACAUUUUCCAGUGCCUUCGGCAAGAAGACCGGUUUUUCAAAACGUUGAUAGAGAUCUCACUUUCAUCGCUUGAGAAGAAACUCUCUACAAAAAAAAGUUCAUCGCAAAAUAAUGUGUUCAACACACUCUUCCGUGGUUCAUCCAUUUUCUCAAAGGCUUUGGAGAAAUACAAUAUUCGAAUAGGCCAGGAGUACUUGGAGAAAGUGUUUGGAGACUUUUUCGCCAAAAUCAAUAAAGAAUGUAAGAAUUGUGAAGUUGACCCGAGGUAUGUCCGAAUACAGGAAAAGGGCAAUACCCAAGGGCGGAAAACAGGAAACAGUGGUGAUAUUGAUGAUAAUGAUAAUGAUGAUGAUGAUGAUGAUGAUGACGGUGAUGAUGAUGUUGCCAGUGACGAUGACGGGUAUAACUCUGCAUUAGAAAGAGAAAAGGACGAGCACAUCAAACAAGUGGUUGAAGAGAAUUACAAAAACCUAUAUGGCUAUGCAGAGGAGAUUUGGCACAAGAUCUAUAUAACGUCCAAUGACAUACCGCAGCAGAUCAAAACACAGCUCAAAAACUUUAGAACCAAAGUGGAGCUAGUAUGCGAGCCCGGCGAUAAAGUGACCAGUUUGAAUUGCAUCAGCGCAUUUGUGUUUCUUCGGUUCUUCUGCCCAGCAAUACUAAACCCCAAAUUGUUCUACUUGACCAAGAACCACCAAACAGGAAGAACACAGCGUACUUUGACCCUCAUUGCCAAGAUCCUCCUCAACUUGGCAAACAGACAAGAGUUUAGUCCACAUAAGGAGCCGCACCUCGUCAAAAUGAAUGUUUUUUUGAGAAAGCACCAGCAGGAAGUGUAUGAAUACUUUGAUCGCAUUACUGGCAGAAAAAACGAUUUCAACGAAAAGAUCCUAAACUUGAGCCACGAAGUAAAGCGUUUUGACUUGGGGUUGGAUGAAACGUCCAACGAGUUACCCACUACACCGUAUCUCAUAGACAAGUAUCUCCGACUAACCGAAUUAGUCCACUUGCUAAACUACAGUAAGUUUGCCGCCGCUCAAAAGGAUGAGAGUCUGUUGACUAGUCCCAACUCCAAACACACAAGUGCAAAAAGAGACCUCGAUCCUAUCAAGUUGGAAGAGUUGAACUUGAACAACGAAAACAUUUACCAGAUUGGGUCUCUAGAGUUUGAGCAACUGGAGUUUUUGGACCUUGCUGGAGAUAAUGAAACAGAAGGGUUCAUCAAGUCACUAUGCAAUGGCAACGAGGAGUUUUUCUCCUUCAUCAACUCAAAUAUAACGCUAAAGGAUAUACAAAAGCAAAGCGCGAAAAUUACAAACAAGAUUGCUGAAUUGGAAGCGUCACUUGAAAAUUAUGAGUUCCCUGCCAACUAUAUAGGCAAAGACAACCGUUUAUGGCCUGCGUUUGCAAACGAUAUUCUAUCCAAAGCGUGGUUGGACUUGUCACGAAACGUGGUCAUCACCUCCGAUCUCAACUUGAGUUCAACAAGUGGUAAUAAUAAUAAUAGUGCUGCUACAAAUGGUAACAUCUAUAAAUCGCUCGUGGCCGACAACGCGUUUGCUUGUUUGAAACUACGAUUCUUUGGAGAUGACUACUACCUGUACAAAGCUAACUCGUCAGCGUCCAACUUGGACAUAAACAAGAACUCGUUGAGUACUGCGCGUGAGAGUAUACAAACAGCAACCACCAUAACAUCAACCGCUACAGCUGCAAAAAUCGACAGGUAUGCCACCAGUCUAGUGAGCAGUAAGGAGGGGCGGAAAAUGCCCUUUUGGAAAUGGUUAACAAAGAGGUCGUCCUAA